Molecule: messenger RNA, 1928 nt
Organism: Diatraea saccharalis (sugarcane borer)
Lineage: Eukaryota; Metazoa; Arthropoda; Insecta; Lepidoptera; Crambidae
Source: the annotation of a GenBank genome assembly
AUACAGACAACAUAGUCGGGACGAAAACGAUACAUUAACUGAUUAUAAAUCGAUGUAGCGAUUAUAGUUCGCUUCCUUAAUCGUUGUUGUCAUAGCAUAGCUUAAGGAAAAGUCAAAAGGGCCAAAAGGGCGGUCAAAUCUUUUAUUAUCAGUUCAUAAUUUAUUUUUAAUUGCUUCUGCUUGACGCGUAUGAAGUUGAGCGAUUGUGAUCAAAGUGCAAAUAUUCAGUUGAUUAUAAUUGUGAUCUCUGGAGCAAAAUAAUGUCAAAUUUUGGAAAAUUCGGUCCAUUGGUCGGUGCCAUCGAUGAGGGAACUUCUAGCGCGAGAUUUAUUAUUUUUAAACCCAAUUCGACAGAGGUGAUAGCCUACCAUCAAAAAGAAUUAGAGCAAAAAUUCCCCCAAGAAGGUUGGGUAGAACAGGAUCCUUAUGCUAUCUUAGAAGUAGUAACAACUUGUAUCCAGAAAGCUGUAGAACAACUUGUCAGUCUAGGUGGUAAACCGAAGGAUAUAAUAGCCAUAGGAGUUACUAAUCAACGAGAGACAACAAUAGUGUGGGACAGGAACACAGGCACUCCUCUUCAUAAUGCCAUUGUUUGGUUGGAUAUGAGAACAACAUCUACUAUAGAAAAACUUUUAGAUACAGUACCAAAUAAAACAAGAAACAAAAAUUAUUUGAAGCCAUUAUGUGGAUUGCCUUUGUCACCAUACUUCAGUGCUGUAAAAUUGCGCUGGCUAAGUGACAAUGUUGAUGCUGUAAAAAAUUCCAUGAAAAAGGGUACUUGCUGCUUUGGAACAGUUGAUACCUGGAUUAUUUGGAACUUAACAGGUGGCCCAAAUGGAGGCAGACACAUCACAGAUGUGACAAAUGCAUCAAGAACAAUGCUUAUGAACAUUGAAAAUUUAAAUUGGGAUCCAUUGCUGUUAAAGUUUUUUGAAGUCCCAAAGUCUGUAUUGCCAGAAAUAAAAUCUAGCUCAGAAGUAUACGGAUAUAUUUCUGAUGGACCUCUAAAAGGUAUACCAAUAUCUGGUUGCUUGGGUGACCAACAAGCCGCCUUAGUCGGACAAAUGUGUCUUCAAAAAGGCCAAGCAAAGGCUACAUAUGGAACAGGCUGUUUUGUGUUGUAUAACACAGGUGACAUUCGUGUCAACUCCAGUAGAGGCUUGCUUACUACUGUCGCAUACCAGAUAGGUAGUAAAAAUCCACCGCAUUAUGCUUUAGAAGGAUCGGUAGCCAUUGCUGGGGCCGCAUUAGGUUGGCUUAGAGACAAUUUAGGUCUUUUGGAGAGCGCAAAAGAGUCUCAAGAUCUAGCUGAGAAAGCGACUGAAAAUGGAAGUGUAGUGUUUGUACCAGCUUUCAGUGGAUUGUAUGCACCUUACUGGCGUCAAGAUGCACGUGGUGUAAUAUGCGGAAUCACAGAAGACACGAAUUCCAAUCAUAUAGUAAAAGCGGCACUUGAAGCCGUGUGUUAUCAAGUACGAGACAUUUUAGACGCUAUGAACGAGGAUUGUGGUAUACCGCUACAAUUAAUGAAGGUAGAUGGUGGUAUGACAUCAAAUGCACUAGUGAUGCAAAUGCAGGCGGAUUUGAUCGGGAUCAACGUUAUAAGAGCUGGUUUUACGGAGAGUACUGCUUUAGGCGCGGCACUAGUUGCCUAUUGGGGUAUAGAGAAUACGGCACAAAUAAAUCCUAUUCCGAUGACAAGUGGAACAACUUACGUGCCACGUAUCUCUGACGAUGAAAGAGAUAUGAGAUACAAACAGUGGAAAAUGGCGGUGGACAGAUCACUGGGUUGGGAACAAAAUUGAUUGUAAAAAGUUAUUGUUAGUUCAAUGCCAAUCGGCAGGGCGUCGAUUCUGUUAAUGUUAUCGUAAUAUUCGUGUCUUAAUGGUGACUCAGUUAAUGACAUUUUGCCGUUUACCUACUACCCA